This is a messenger RNA of Hypoxylon trugodes, 1428 nucleotides long. RefSeq lists its product as uncharacterized. The coding region runs from base 391 to 1227 and encodes 278 amino acids. NCBI's taxonomy places the organism in Eukaryota, Fungi, Ascomycota, Sordariomycetes, Xylariales, Hypoxylaceae. The record is from RefSeq and is a predicted model, not a curated record. The transcript has 3 exons.
UAAUUCCGAAUUAUUAGCUAGAGUAUGGGGUUGGAGAAUCGCGUAGGGCUGGCCGGAAUGUUCCUUCGGGGUUCGAGUGCUACUCUCAUCCUAUUGGGUACGGAAUCUCGAUCAAACGUUGAUCAUUCUCAUAAAUAUACUUUCUCCUCGCCGAGCAAAUAUGGAGCCUUGUGAAUUGUUUUACAUCAUUUUAGGGCCUUCGAUCGUUAACGGUGAUAUGAUGAUAUCUCAGUGGUAUUGGGCGCAUCACUAUGACGUGAUAGGAGCACCUCCGCCUCCAGUUGAGAGGAGGCAUAUAUAUCGAUUGAUAGAAAUGGCAUUUUGAUCCAAUUCAUCGAGUUUUUCUUUUCCAUAUGUUCAAUAAUAAAUUGUUCAUAUUAAACAAUAACCAUGUCGACUGGAGGUACGGGCGGAAACCCAAUUCGAGGCCUCAACUAUGGGGCUAAGAGUGCGCAACACAAUAUCGAUCCAUCGGAUGACCCCGACCCUAAAGGAACCGCAGCCGGAUACAUUCCCGAUCAAAAUCAGGACAAAUCUUUUCUUGGUUCUCUCAAAGAAGCCCUGAAACCAGGAGAUGCUAAGAGACAGCAACAAGGCUCAGGUCACCUGGGUGACUUCACACAUGACGGAAGACAUGGAGGUGUUGAAGAGACAAUGAUGAGAGGACAUCGAGACUACGACGAGUCUCAAGAGGGCCUACAAAGUCAUCGUGAUGGGAUGAAAACAGGCGGUUUUCUUGAAUCUAUGAUGCCAGGUCGCAAGAACCACGAUAACAAAGAGAGCAGCAUUCUUGGUGCAAUGAAGUCUGCCACUGACAAUGCACCUGAUGUUCCUGGUGCAUUAAAAAGGGGUACUGGAGGAGGAGAUCCCGGUAGUAUCGGACAACGAGCGAGUAGUGAUGACUCCGGCCUGAAGAAUAGUGGUGGUAUUACAGGAAAUACGGCGCGAAACUCCAAAUUCGAUCAACUCCCUGCAACUGAGAACUAUCUCGGUCCUCGAUCCGGCGAGGAUGAGAAUUCAGCCACGAGAGUUUCGGCGUUUGAUUCUCAGGGGUCAGUUGGGCACGAGUUCUCGUCUGAAGGAGCUAUUGGCAGCACGGCUCAUAAAGUAGGAGGGCCAUUCUCGAAGGAGGGCUUGGUAGGACGUCAAUUCACCGAUAAAGGGUCGGUAGGUGGGACGGUUCAGGAUACGAUCGGACAUGGUGACGCCACAAGGAAAGGAGCUUGAUUUCGAUCGCAAGCUAGGCUUCGUAUAUGAAAACAGUGUAACCAUAUUAAUAAAUAUCAGUACAACGAUGAAAUGGCAUCCGAUCGUGUGAUUGCAGAGUUCGUCCAUCGAAGAAUUGUAUACCUGGAUGAUCGAGCGCGGGGAAGAUUUAUUAACGUAUUUAUACAUGCUAGCGAGCAAGUACCCGGAUAGGUUCCCGGC